AUGUACUUCCUGCACGGCGUUUGGGCAACUGACCGAGCACAAGAACUUAUCCAGGAAGAUGUUUCUAGGGAGGCCCUGCCGGCACAGGCCAGUCCUGACCUUCUGGAACUGGUUCCAGCGGAUGGCCAGCCGUGCCGCAUCCAGCGCUGUAAUGCGGACUACGUAGCCGCCACCUCUCCGGCGACGGAGGAGACCCUGCCUCACACAGACUACUGCAUGGCUCUGCGGGCCUAUUCCCUCUGCACCCGGAAGAUGGCCCGCUUGUGCCGGGGCGAUCUGGUGUACCACUCGGCAGUCUUCCGGAUCAAAGAACUCUUUGGGCAGCAGAACUGCUCGAGUGACGGGCCGACCUCCUCCGCCAGAGUCCCCGGAGCCGCCGACCCCCUGCUCUCCGACAUGUGCAGCUACCGAGCCCGAUCCAGUCUCCAAACCAGAUUUGCUCACUGUGGGCUCUUUGGAGACCCCCACCUGCGGACAUUUAAAGACGAAUUCCAGACCUGUAAAGUGGAGGGGGCUUGGCCGCUCAUUGAUAACCAGUACUUGUCGGUCCAGGUGACCAACGUCCCCGUGGGGCUUGGCUCUGGGGCCACGGCAACCAGCAAGAUCACACUGAUUUUCAAGAGCUUCCCCGGCUGCUCUGAGCAGAGGGUGUACCAGGCGACCACGGAGGACUUGCCUCUGGCUUUCACCGACGGCACGCGGAGCGGAGGGCUGCAGGAAGGCUCUGGCAGCCUGCGUAUCCUGGAGAAGCCGGACAGGAGGCAGGUGGAGAUCCAGGCUCACCACAUCGGCAGCACCGUCAUCAUCCGGCAGGUGGGCCGCUAUCUCACCUUUGCCGUCCGUGUGCCAGAGGACAUUCUGGGCCCUUCCGAGCACGGCGCCGACCUGCAGCUCUGCCUCCACGGCUGCCCCCAGAACGAGCGGAUCCAGGAGCACUGGCUGAGCCCGGCAAGCUCCGGCCUGCCCCGGCCGAGCUCCCAGAAGGCCUACACGGUGGAGAUGGCCACCGAGGAGUGCAACCACCUUCUGCCCGCGGAGGACAUGUACUUCCAGUCCUGCGUCUUUGACUUACUGACCACAGGGGAUCCCGACUUCUCCGUAGCCGCCUUCGGAGCCCUGGAGGACAUGAAGGCCCUCCGCCCCGGCAGGCUGCAGUUGCUCCCCCCCGCCUCUGGGGGCGCCAGUUCCAGGGGCGGGAGGCCCAGGCUGGGAAGGACCUCUGCUCUUUUGCUGCCCGCCCUCCUCGUCUUCCUCUUCCUUCCCAUUCAGCGCUGACAGCCGUCCCGUGUCUCCACGACGACACGUCUCAAAGAGGAUAGUGCCACACCCCCCAAGCUCACGCGGGCCCUGCCUCCUUCAGUGGGAGGGCGGGGAGGUCUCCCCUUAAGCCAGGAGUCUCUGCCGGUCGUACGACGCACACACACACACACACCCCGGCCCGGAGUCUGUUCAGAACCACGGAACCCACAGAAAGUGGACUUCAUUCUGCGCGCAGAAGUUCUUUGAGAAACAAAACUGGGAAGAGUCAUCCGACUGACGUUCACGUGGGGGACUUGGCGCUUAUUUUACCGGGCUGCUUUUUGCGCAGAGCUGCGUCGUGCGUGCUGUAGGCAGCGAGCCAGACGGAUGUAGAUCAGCACCUCACGGCUGCCCUAGGAGCAAGA
Molecule: messenger RNA, 1664 nt
Organism: Gekko japonicus
Lineage: Eukaryota; Metazoa; Chordata; Lepidosauria; Squamata; Gekkonidae
Product: RGM domain family member B-like
Exons: 3
Coding region: 1-1275 (424 amino acids)
Biological process (GO): BMP signaling pathway
Cellular component (GO): plasma membrane
Molecular function (GO): coreceptor activity
Source: RefSeq, a predicted model, not a curated record